This is a messenger RNA of Dissoconium aciculare CBS 342.82, 5217 nucleotides long. Its product is annotated as beta and beta-prime subunits of DNA dependent RNA-polymerase. The transcript is spliced from 3 exons. The record is from RefSeq and is a predicted model, not a curated record. Gene Ontology annotation, biological process: transcription by RNA polymerase II. Gene Ontology annotation, cellular component: RNA polymerase II, core complex. The coding region runs from base 369 to 5018 and encodes 1549 amino acids. Gene Ontology annotation, molecular function: DNA binding. Lineage: Eukaryota; Fungi; Ascomycota; Dothideomycetes; Mycosphaerellales; Dissoconiaceae.
GCAAAGGAUUUCUCACCAAGAUCAAGAAGAUCCUCGAGUCGGUCUGCCACAAUUGCGGCAAGCUGUUAGACGACGAGAGCAAUCCCGCCUUCGCCCAAGCUAUUCGCCUUCGUGACCCAAAGCGUCGUUUCGAAGCCGUCACUCGGAUCUGCAAGCCCAAGACCGAUUGCGCUGCAGACACCACAGAGGAGGACAACGGUGUCUUCGGAGACGAUCCCAAGAAGCCUCCGACUAAGAAGCACGGAGGUUGUGGCAACAUUCAACCCACGAUUCGCAAGGAGCCUUUGAAACUCAUAGGUACCUGGCAACUGCCCAAGAACGAAGACGGCGAGUCUGGCGGCAAUGAAAAGCGUGCGAUCACGCCUCAGAUGGCACUUAAUGUGUUCCAGAACAUCUCCGAGGAGGACCUAUUCCGUCUUGGACUGAACACAGAUUACGCCCGACCGGAGUGGAUGAUCAUGACUGUCAUGCCGGUUCCGCCCCCAGCUGUUCGCCCGAGUGUUGACAGUGGCAACGGCAUGCGAUCUGAAGACGAUCUUACAUACAAACUCGCAGAUAUCAUCCGCGCUAAUGCGAACGUGCGACGUUGCGAAAUGGAAGGCUCCCCCCAGCACGUGGUUGACGAGUUCAUUGGCCUCUUACAAUACCACGUCGCCACUUAUAUGGACAACAACAUCGCUGGUCUACCGCAGGCUCAACAAAAGUCCGGUCGACCUGUCAAAGCUAUCCGUGCUCGCCUGAAGUCCAAGGAAGGCCGUCUUAGAGGUAAUUUGAUGGGCAAGCGCGUAGACUUUUCUGCACGAACGGUCAUCACCGGCGACCCGAAUCUAGAUUUGGACCAGGUCGGCGUGCCCCGGUCUACUGCGCGAAUUCUGACAUUCCCCGAGAAGGUGACUCUGUACAACAUUCGCAAGCUCCAAGGACUUGUCCGUAAUGGUCCGCUUGAGCACCCUGGUGCGAAGUUCGUCAUUCGCGACGACGGUUCUCGUAUCGAUCUGCGCUACCACAAGCAAGCCAGUGCUAUUCAACUCCAACCCGGCUGGAUUGUGGAACGACACAUUGUCGACGACGACUAUAUCAUUUUCAACCGUCAACCUUCGCUGCAUAAAGAAUCUAUGAUGGGACAUCGCGUCAAGGUCAUGCCGUACUCAACUUUCCGUCUCAAUCUCUCCGUCACAUCCCCGUACAACGCUGAUUUCGACGGCGACGAGAUGAAUUUGCACGUCCCGCAAAGUCACGAAACCAGAGCCGAGGUGGCCAACCUCUGCGCUGUACCAUUGAACAUUGUCUCGCCGCAGAAGAACGGUCCGCUCAUGGGCAUCGUUCAGGACACCAUGGCUGGUAUUUACAUGAUGACAAAGCGCGAUGUCAUGAUGGACUACGAGCACGUUAUGAACCUCAUGAUGUGGGUUCCCAACUGGGACGGUGUUGUACCACCACCUGCGAUCAUCAAGCCAAGCCCUCGCUGGACUGGCAAGCAGAUCAUUUCGCUCGCUAUGCCGACCGGGCUGAACAUCAUGCGAGCUGCAAAGGAUGACAUGCCCUUGAAGGAAGGCAAGAAAGAAAUUCUCGUCCAAAACGGAGAGGUCAUUUGGGGUCAGUUCACCAAGAGCGUUGUUGGAGCCUCUGGUGGAGGUGUCGUCCACUUGAUCUUCAAUGACAGAGGACACGAAGCCACGGUCGAAUUCUUCAACGCAGCGCAGCGCAUUGUCUGCUACUGGCUCCUUCACAAUAGCUUCAGUGUCGGCAUCGGUGAUACUAUCCCUGAUGCAGUGGUCACGGAGCAGAUUGAGAAUGAGAUCAUCAAGCAGAAGGCUAUCGUGGAUGGGUACAUGAAUGAAGUGCGUAUCGAGGAGCUUGAGCAGUUGCCCGGUAUGACCAUUCGUGAAACUUUCGAGUCUAAGACUAAGGCUGCCUUGGAUAACGCACGAAACAACGCCGGAGACGCAGCUUACAACGGCAUGAAAGACUGCAACAAUGUUGGAACCAUGGUCAAGUCCGGUUCGAAAGGUUCGACGACCAACGUCUCUCAAAUGACAGCUGCUGUUGGACAGCAAUCGCUUGAAGGAAAGCGUCUGCCUUUCGGAUUCAGCUGGCGUGUGACACCUCACUUCCCCAAGGAUGACUUUGGACCCGCCUCGAGAGGUUUCGUAGAGAACUCUUACCUGCGUGGUCUUACGCCCCAGGAAUUCUUCUUCCACGCCAUGGGUGGUCGUGAAGGUCUCAUCGAUACCGCUGUCAAGACUGCUGAGACUGGAUACAUUCAACGUCGUCUGGUCAAGGCUUUGGAAGAGGUUAUGAUCAAGUACGACGGCACUGUGCGCAACUCGCUCGGUGACAUUGUUCAAUUCACAUACGGUGAAGACGGCCUCGACCCCAUGAUCAUCGAAAGUCAAUUCCUGCAGAUCAUCAGUGCAUCUCACGAAAAGUUCGACCGCCGAUACAAGAUUGAUGUCAUCAACCCGCAAACAAAAGACGAGACCUUGUCCUCGAAUGUGCUUGAGAUUGCGUCGGAAUUGCGUGGUGAUGUCGAGAUCCAGCAGCUGUUUGACGAAGAAUACGAUGCAAUCAAGAACGACCGUGAUAAGAUUAGACAAGGGCUGGACGACCCAAGCGAGCAGCGUUACCUCCCGCUGAAUGUGGACCGCAUCAUUCAGAAUGCCAAGGACACCUUCAAGAUCAAGGAGACCAGCAAAAGUGAUCUGGACCCGCGUGACACCAUUCCCAAGGUCAGAGCUCUUCUCGACCGGCUGAAGAUCAUCCGUGGUGAAGACGAACUUUCAAAGGAAGCUGACCUCAACGCAACCUUGCUCUGCAAAGCAAUGUACCGGUCGCGGUUUGCUUUCAAGCGUCUGGUCAAGGAGGACAAGCUUAACAAACUUGCGCUUGACAACAUUCUUGGCGACGUGGAGAAUCGUUUCCUGCGUGGUCUUGUGAGCCCUGGCGAAAUGGUGGGGGUGUUGGCUGCACAGUCGAUUGGUGAACCCGCCACACAGAUGACACUCAACACCUUCCAUUUGGCUGGUGUGACUGCCAAUACGACAACGAAGGGUGUGCCUCGCCUGAAGGAAAUUCUGAAUGUUGCAGAAAACCUCAAGACACCCAAUAUGCGUGUGUAUCAAUUGCCCGAGAACCGUCUCAGCCAAGCUAGUUGCAAGGAGCUGCGUUCAAAGGUCGAACACACCACACUGCGGAGCGUUACCGAGAAGGCCGAAAUCUAUUACGACCCGGACAUUCAAGGAACGGUUAUCGAGUCCGAUAAGGACAUGGUUGAGUCGUUCUACAUCCUGGGCGACGAUGGUGGAGACCCGGUUGACCGUCAAAGCAAAUGGCUGCUACGCUACGUUCUUGGCCGUCGCCAGCUGCUCGAUAAGGGUCUGACUGUGACCGACGUUGCUCGCAAGAUGAAAGACACGUUCGGCAACGACGUUGCUAUCAUCUUCUCUGAUGACAAUGCCGAUGAAUCCGUCAUCCGUGUCCGCGUCGUCACUGACAACAAAUCGCCCGAGAAUGACGAGCAGGACAAAACACUUCGAGAUCUGGAAGGUCACAUGCUUGACACGACCAUCUUGCGUGGUGUCAAGGAUGUCAAGCGAUGCUUCGUCUCCAGUGAUGCCAUGCUUCAGGAGAAGCCGGACGGAUCUCUUGUCAAGUCGAAAGAGGGUGGCAACGAAUGGUUCCUCGACACCAUGGGUGUGAACCUGCGCGACGUACUUGCAGUCGAGGGAGUGGACCCUUACAGAACCACUUGCAAUCACUUCCAAUCCACUAUGAAGGUGUUCGGCAUCGAAGCAGUCCGCGCCUCGCUGAUGAAGGAAAUGAAGGAUGUGUUGACGAACGAUGGUAGUUAUGUCAAUCAUCGACACAUGGCUAUCCUGUGUGACGUCAUGUGCGCCCGAGGCGAGUUGAUGGCCGUCACCAGACACGGUAUCAAUCGCGCCGACACCGGUGCUCUCAUGCGUUGUUCUUUCGAAGAGACUGUCGAGAUUCUGUUCGACGCUGCCUCGUCGGGUGAAUUGGACGACUGCAGAGGUGUUUCAGAGAACAUCAUCCUGGGCCAAUUGGCACCCAGCGGUACUGGUGAAUUCGAUUGCUUCUUGGACAGCGAAAUGCUCAAGAACGUGGUCGCCAAUCACCGUCCUAUGGGCGGAAUGGCUGCCAUGGGUGCAGCCUCGCCGAUGACAGAAGGUGGUAUGACACCUUACGACAUGGGAUCACCUUUGUCAGACGGCGGCUACGCGGGCCCUGACUAUGGUGCCAGCUUCUCGCCUAUCAUAUCUGCUGGUCAGGAAGAAAGCGGAGGUCUCACCACGUAUGGCGGUGGUUUUGCUGGCGGCGGUCUCAGCCCAUACUCGGGUGGCAUGAGCCCGGGAUAUGCGCCCACCAGUCCUUUCAGCGGUAUGUCUCCUGCCUCACCAGGCUACAAUGCCGGAGGAUAUUCGCCGACUUCGCCGAGCUACGCCGGGUACUCGCCGACGUCUCCUGGUCAAGGUCUCACCAGUCCAAGCUACGAGAUCACUUCUCCUCGCUUCUCGCCUGCCAGCCCCGCGUACACACCAACGUCUCCUACAUACUCGCCCACCUCGCCGGCAUACAGUGGCGGCAACAAGGUCUCCCCCACCUCGCCUUCAUACAGCCCAACGUCGCCUUCGUACUCGCCCACCUCGCCGUCUUAUUCCCCGACAUCGCCGAACUACAGUCCUACCUCGCCCGGUGGCAUUGGCAACACGUCUCCGAAGUACUCGCCCACUUCGCCACAGUACAGCCCAACCUCGCCGCAAUACUCUCCAACCUCGCCAGCAUACUCACCAACCAGUCCCAAGUAUGGUGGUGCAGGUGCUAGCAAUUCCCCAACUUCGCCCAGCUACAGCCCGACAUCCCCCGUGUACAGCCCGACCAGCCCCGCCCAAAAUGGUGCAUACUCUCCAACUUCUCCGGCUGCUCGACAGAGCCCAACGAGUCCUCAGUACAGCCCAACCAGCCCGAAGUACUCCCCAACCUCGCCGACGAACAAUUAGGAGACAUGUCUGAUUUUUAUUGCGACCUUGCUUUUUCGGCUGCAAUUUGCUUCUUCCCAUCACUAUUAUAGAAUGACCAUCUGCUGCACCAGUAACGAGGUUGAAUUCGCUUUAUUUCCUUUUCCGAUCGACCGGGUCUUGAUAUCAUUGCGAUGUCCUCUUUGUUGAGCGAACGUCAAAAGGAGGGCUCGACCGGCGU